Argentina anserina (silverweed cinquefoil) is the source of this 996-nucleotide messenger RNA. RefSeq names its product UPF0481 protein At3g47200-like. Bases 1 to 996 code for a protein of 331 amino acids. Lineage: Eukaryota; Viridiplantae; Streptophyta; Magnoliopsida; Rosales; Rosaceae. The transcript has a single exon. The record is from RefSeq and is a predicted model, not a curated record.
AUGAAGCACGAUUGCACAAAUGCUACAAUGAUCGAAGAGCAGUUCAGUGAUGACUUUGCGACAAUGAUAGUGAAAGAUGCCAGGUUCAUCAUUGAGGUCAUGUUGAGGUAUCAUUUCCCUAAACUGAGGCUUGACAAUGAUAUCAUGUUAACCGAACCCCGUUUGUCACAGUUACGACGUGACAUGGGGUUGCUUGAAAAUCAACUGCCAUUCUUCAUUCUUGAAAAGCUUUUUGACCCGGAGAGUAUCACCGGUCUCUCUCCUUCGGAUAGAGCUGGACUUUCGGUGAUAAAACUUUCUUACAAUUUCUUUAAACCUCUAAUGCACGUCGAUAAGGGAACAGAAGGCGACUUGGAGGACAUAAUCUGUUCAUCUAGACCACAUCAUUUUGUUGAUCUGUUAAGAAGUUUCUACGUACGAAACCACUACAUGAAAGCAGAAGCUAAAGGAAAACUGAGGACUGUGCCAAGCGUAAAAGAGCUUCAACAAGGUGAUGUCAAGUUUGAGGUACUAAAUUCGAGUAACAACCUAUUCGACAUAAAAUUCCUUGCUGACACUAAGAUUCUGAAAAUUCCAAAAGUCAUAAUAAGUCAUGAAACUGAGCUCACUAUCAGGAACGUUCUAGCCUUUGAGCAAUGCCAUCGCACUUUGGCCGAGAAUUACAUGACUGAUUAUGUUAUGUUCAUGGAUCGUCUCAUGAGCACCGAAGAAGAUGUGAGGUUGCUUGCUGAGAAAAAAAUUGUCAAAAUUCUAAUCCCUAAGGACCGAUCAGGUACCAUCAGCUCGAAGACCUCAGCUAAGGAGCUGAUCAAGAACCUUACUGAAGGGGUUAUAGUAGACCCAAAUAGCUUUUAUUUCGCCGAGCUUUGCCAAAAUGUGGACAAGUACUGCAGAUCGCCCAAGGUAGUUCAGAAAACCAUUGCUGUUAUUUGUUUACUUCUAAGCGUUACUGCAAACAUAUUGCAGGCUAUAAUUUGCCAAAAGAACAGUUGCUAG